Molecule: messenger RNA, 2247 nt
Organism: Mytilus trossulus (common blue mussel)
Lineage: Eukaryota; Metazoa; Mollusca; Bivalvia; Mytilida; Mytilidae
Exons: 3
Coding region: 98-727 (209 amino acids)
Source: RefSeq, a predicted model, not a curated record
AAACAGUGGACUUCACUGGACGUGGUGUCUUCCAUGGAAUGUAAAAGGAAAAACAGUAAAAUUUACAUUUGGUGUGGAUUCUGGAUGGGAUUGCGUUAUGGCAUCAGAUAGAUGUGCAGUUGAAAUACAAAUAGUCUCCCUAAACAAAAUAUCACAGUUAUGUCGAUCCACAACUUUAAGGCCAUAUAGAUAUUCUACUACUACACAGUCAUACCAGUGGUCAUCAUGGAGUUCAAAUACUGAUGUUGUUGACAAUGAUGUUUCCUCAUCAUCUGACAGUGAUGACCACAGUAGAUUUCCGAUAAUUAUACUCUGUACAGUUGGGGGUAUAGUUGGACUGACUAUUUGUUGCACGUGUUGUAAGAAUCUUUGCACUUCCAAAUCUACAAGACGGGAGGAACCUUACUUAAGACAAGAAAUUAACAUGCACAGCCAUAUGCCUCAAAAUGAUUUAUAUAGAAGGAGAUCUUAUGAACCUAACGAAACACAGAAUAUGUUAGACAGUCAGAUAAUAGAACCAGAAAGAACAGCAUUAGACCCGUUAGCACCGCCAUUGUAUGAUUCAGUAACCAUACCAACGGAAGAAAUUUUUACUUCCACUUCCGGUGAUAACACGCAUGUAGAACAUCGAGACUCUCCUGAAUACAACAUCAGUAAUAGAACUCCUAUCGUUACUGCCCCUCCAUCAUAUGAAGAUGCAUGCAAAUAUUAUCAGCUGAAUAAGUAGUAUUUAGGAACCGUAUAAGACAACUUUUUUCUAUAUCAAUGUUUCAUUUCAACUAGUACCUUUAACAUCAAGGUCAGAAUAUGCAGAAUAUUUGUACCAAUCGAUUAAUACGAGGAGGCAAAUAUAUUAUACAAGAACGAUACCAGCCUUACUUUCACAGGGUAAUAACUGAUAUUUAUGUUAAAGCUUAGCAACUAUGAUAUAUCAUAUUGCCUGGCCACGUUAAGGCAGAAGCCGUGCUUUAACUUAAAUAAGAAAGAUGACUAAAGACUGAGAGGGAAAGAGAACAGGAAAGAUAAUAGCAUACAAAAUCAUGGAAAAAACCAGUACAGUUUUAUAAUAACAAAUACGUAAAUAUCGUUGAUAGAAAAACAUUAUCUUCAUAUUACCUAGUCAGUGGGCAUCAUUGAUAUUGACAUAUUCGUGUGGAUUCAAUGGCGAUAAGAGAAAAAAAAUCAUUUACAUAUAAACCUGUGCUCUUAAAAUAAUCCUAAUACAUAUCGGCCUCUCCUCUCUGAAGGAAAACGUAAGACAUACAAAUUUCAAAUCAGCAGCUGUACUUUCGAUUAGAUUUCAUACAGAUCGCCAUGUGUGCGAAGAAAUGUUGUAUAGUAAUGAUGAAGAGAAUAUGGAUGCAAUAAACAAAGUAAAGUUUUGAAGAAUGUCGAUGCAAUAAAAAAAGUAAAGUUGCGGAGAAUUUCGACGUAAUAAAGUAAAUUUGUGAAGAAUGUCGAUGCAAUAUAAAACAAAGGAAAGUUGUGAAGUAUGUCGAUGCAUUAAACAAAGUAAAGUUGUGAAGAAUGUCGAUGCAUUAAACAAAGUAAAGUUGUGAAGAAAGUCGAUGCAAUAAACAAAGUAAAGUUGCGGAGAAUAUCGACGUAAUAAAGUAAAUUUGUGAAGAAUGUCGAUGCAAUAUAAAACAAAGUAAAGUUGUGAAGUAUGUCGAUGCAUUAGACAAAGUAAAGUUAUGAAGAAUGUCGAUGCAUUAAACAAAGUAAAGUUGUGAAGAAUGUCGAUGCAAUAUACAAAGUUAAGUUGUGAAGAAUGUCGAUGCAAUAAACAAAGUAAAAUUGUGAAGAAUGUCGAUGCAUUAAACAAAGUAAAGUUGUGAAGAAUGUCGAUGCAAUAAACCAAGUUAAGUUGUGAAAAAUGUCGAUGCAAUAAACAGAGUAAAGUUUUGAAGAAUGUCGAUGCAAUAAACAAAGUAAAAUUGUGAAGAAUGUCAAUGCAUUAAACAAAGUAAAGUUGUGAAGAAUGUCGAUGCAAUAAACAAAGUAAAGUUGUAGAGAAUAUCGAUGCAGAUAAGAAUAACGUUGAUAUCAAAUUAGAACUUAAACACGCCGCAUUACAAUAAAGACAACAUAAAUAUACCACUGUUCAUUAGCAUGAUAAGGAAAGCAUCUUCCAUUUAUAAUUUACUUUGACAAAUUUAAAUACUCAAAUUGUGUUUGUAUUUAAUAUUUACUAAUUGUUUUAUAUAGUUUUGUUUUCCUAUUCAAUUUGAAAAUACCAAAUGUCAA